CAGUACUCUGAAAUUCUGCUCCUACAACUAAUUACUGUUUUUUGAUGGACACUUUUCAUACAUAGAGAUUUUGCUCCUAUAUAUAGUCUCCAUGACCUUGAUGCUGGCAAAAUUGUCCCAAUGGACAGAUGCCAUAAGAACCAAAAACUGAACUGAACUAACUGUACACUUUUGCAAAAUUUAAUAUUAAUAGUAAAAGGCAUCUGCUUCUUUUCUCUUACCGAUAUUUAUGCAACGAAAGUACAAAUUUUACCAAUAGUAUCACCAUCCGAUCAUCCAUCUAAGAAAUACCUUUAAUUAUAAUUUUGUUCAGUGCAAUUACUUAUUCUGUGUCAGUACUGUCAGUGCGUUAGCAUCUUCCUUCCUCAAUAAUCUGCAUAAUUUAGCACAAAUGAGUGAUACUCCUGAGACACCUCGACGGACCGUGAGACGAAGGAAUAAACCCCAAAAAUAUGGGGAUUUUUUGGAAUUAUCUCCUGUGAAACGCCAAGUACAAGAAGACACUCAUUCGGAAGAUGACAACGAUUUUGAUGAUGUGCCCUCGCAAAAACCUACAGCUUUAUUCAGCAAUGAUGAUGUGGAAGGGCAAGAUAUGUUCAAGUUUAAGUCACGGCGCACCAAACACCACUUACAGAAUAAAGUUAGAGAUCUCCAGAACAAUUCUUCAAGAUUAGAGUCUCCUUUGAAGACUCCUCGGAAAAAUAUGCACUUGGACUCUGUUAAGAAAGUUGCUGAGGCAACACCUAAAGUUGUUAAGGAUAUUAUAAAGAAGAGGAUUGUGAAAGAAGUAGACAGUGGAAGUGAUGAAGAUGAUUUCUCAGGCAGCAGUAGUGAUUUUGUACCUGAUGAGAGUGAGAAUGAGGCUUCAUCCGCUUCAUCAUCAAGUGCUUCUGAAGAAGAAGAGGAAAACGAUGCCCCGGUGGAAACUAAGCCUGCAAGCAAAGUUCAGGGAAGGGGCAGGGGUAAGGCGCGGCCUAAAGAUUCAGAGUACAUUGUCACUCCAGACAAUUACUUUAUGAUGAAUUCAAGUAAAAAGAUAGCAACAUCAGACCACACACUGGCAAGAUUAAAGAAUUUAAAUCUAGACGAUAACAUGGAAAAAGACAAUGACUACAUUCCUGAAGAACACAAAUUCAAAAUAAAAGAACUCAAUCAGUCAUACGAACAACUCUUUGAUAAAUGGAUGUACAUUUUAAGUGAAGACUUCAACAUAGUUCUUUAUGGGAUUGGGUCAAAAAGAUCAGUACUCCACCAGUUUCAAAAAGAAAAACUGUUGGACUAUCCAUGUAUAGUUGUUAACGGUUUCUUCCCAAGUCUUACGAUUAAAAGUAUUUUAGAAACAAUUGUAAUGGACCUUCUAAAAUGUAGCCAUGUUCCAUCAAACUUGGGGGAUGUAGUCAAAUUGAUUGAAACACGGUUAUCGGAUGAGGAUAUGGAGUUGUUUCUUAUAAUACAUAACAUAGACGGGACAAUGCUGCGGAACGCUAAAGCGCAAACUACACUAUCCAGCUUGUGUCAGAUUAAAAAUGUUCACACAAUAGCAACUAUUGAUCAUAUCAAUGCGCCAUUAUUAUGGGACCACAACAAGCUAAGCAAGUUCCGUUUCACCUGGUGGGACGUGACCACCUUCCUCCCGUACUCCGAAGAGACCUCCUACGAGAACUCGCUGAUGACGCACCGCAGCGGCGCGCUGCAGCUCUCCUCGCUCAAGAGCGUGCACCAGUCACUCACCACCAAUGCCAAGGGCAUCUUCAACAUCAUCAUACAGUAUCAGCUGGAUAACCAUAAGCAGCCGCAUUAUCAAGGUAAAUACAUUAAAUAUACAUGUUCUUCUGACUCCUUGCUCAAGAGCGUGCACCAGUCACUCACCACCAAUGCCAAGGGCAUCUUCAACAUCAUCAUACAGUAUCAGCUGGAUAACCAUAAGCAGCCGCAUUAUCAAGGUAAAUACAUUAAAUAUACAUGUUCUUCUGACUCCUUGCUCAAGAGCGUGCACCAGUCACUCACCACCAAUGCCAAGGGCAUCUUCAACAUCAUCAUACAGUAUCAGCUGGAUAACCAUAAGCAGCCGCAUUAUCAAGGUAAAUACAUUAAAUAUACAUGUUCUUCUGACUCCUUGCUCAAGAGCGUGCACCAGUCACUCACCACCAAUGCCAAGGGCAUCUUCAACAUCAUCAUACAGUAUCAGCUGGAUAACCAUAAGCAGCCGCAUUAUCAAGGUUUGCCUUUCAAGGAGCUGUAUUCAAAAUCGCGCGAACAGUUCUUGGUGAGCUCGGACAUAGCCCUCCGUGCACAGCUGACGGAGUUCCUGGACCACAAACUUGUAAAGAUGAAACGCACGUACGACGGCAGCGAGAACUUGCUCAUACCUAUCGAUAACUCCUUGCUUCAGCAGUUUUUGGAGCAGAAUAGCUGACGAGGGACUUUUUGUAUGCACCUUUUGAAAAACAUGCCUUUGUUUUUAGGGUUCCGUACCCAAAGGGUAAAAACCCUAUUACUAAGACUCCACUGUCCGUCUGUCUGAUAGCUAAACAGUUGAAAUUGUCACAGAUGAAGUAUUUCUCUUGCCGCUAUAACAACAAAUACUAAAAACAUAAUAAAAUAAAAUUUAGGUGGGGCUCCCAUACAACGUGAUUUUUUUGCCGUUUUUGCGUAAUGGUACGGAACCCUUCGUGCGCGAGUCCGACUAGCACUUGGCCGGUUUUUUAUGUAUUUAUUAAAUUAUUUUUAAAUA
Messenger RNA from Cydia strobilella, 2734 nucleotides. It is a transcript of the gene Orc2, whose product is annotated as origin recognition complex subunit 2. The record is from RefSeq and is a predicted model, not a curated record. Bases 392 to 2416 code for a protein of 674 amino acids. Gene Ontology annotation, cellular component: nucleus; nuclear origin of replication recognition complex. The transcript has 7 exons. NCBI's taxonomy places the organism in Eukaryota, Metazoa, Arthropoda, Insecta, Lepidoptera, Tortricidae. Gene Ontology annotation, molecular function: DNA replication origin binding. Gene Ontology annotation, biological process: DNA replication.